GUCCGAUAUGGUCCUUGUGGAUGUGAAAAUGCUCUCUGGGUUUACUCCCAUCCUCUCAUCGAUCGACAAGCUUAAACACAAUGGCCAAGUAAUGAAGACGGACAUAAAGAGCAGCCACGUUCUUUUGUACUUGAACCAUGUUUUCAGGGAAGAAAACGUCUUCACCUUCUCUAUAGAACAAACCAACAUUGUGUCUAACACCCAGCCAGCCCCGGUCAUCGUCUACAGUUAUUAUGAAAAUGAUGAAUAUGCGGUUGAUUCUUACAACAUUCCGGGUUCCCAAUAAGACAAACAAGAGCACAAGUAGGAGACUGUUUCUUUGAAUAAACUGUGUUGAUCAGCAUCCUAGCAGAGAGCCACUACCAACCACCUCACAUCCUGA
Messenger RNA from Psammomys obesus (fat sand rat), 382 nucleotides. Its product is annotated as ovostatin homolog. NCBI's taxonomy places the organism in Eukaryota, Metazoa, Chordata, Mammalia, Rodentia, Muridae. The record is from RefSeq and is a predicted model, not a curated record. The transcript is spliced from 5 exons. Gene Ontology annotation, cellular component: extracellular region. Bases 8 to 286 code for a protein of 92 amino acids.